Molecule: messenger RNA, 2115 nt
Organism: Ambispora leptoticha
Lineage: Eukaryota; Fungi; Glomeromycota; Glomeromycetes; Archaeosporales; Ambisporaceae
Source: the annotation of a GenBank genome assembly
AUGUCGACCAAUACCGGAAUGUUACGUUACCUUCCAUCACAAACAUACUGCCCGCGUUCAAUCUUUUGGACAAAUCUAAUGUUGCUGGGUUUCAAACCUGAAAUACACGCUAUUGGAGCAUAUUCUACAAUAAUAUUCGACAAAGACGUAUUCACGCGUAGCACCAACAAUGUCAAGGCUAUGGAACUCAUUGUGUGGUUUCUGUUUGAUCGGUUGGAUCCCGUUGGUGCAAGAGAUAAUUUUGCCGGUUGCUGGCCUGUGACCAAUCCUGCAGAAAGCAGGCAAUUUCGUCAAGUCGCCUUUAAAAAGUUAGAACAGUUUCGUAAGGAAGGGUGUCUCGGGAACAACGAUUUAGUGUUGAGACUAAGUUUUUUUAACGAAUGUCAAGGCGACAGAUUUGAGCGCAUCAUUAUGGCAUUUUCCUCUUACGUCGUUCAAAAGACUCUUGUCAAUAAUUAUCCUCAGCAUACCCAAAUUCUAAACAUCGAUUUUGAGGGUCUCAAGAAACUCGCUCCAGAGAUGCGCAAAAAUACGCUAAAGAAACACGUCAAAAUUCAAACCGAGAAAUUUGUUAGACAUCUUCAAGAACGAAAAGUGUGUCAAGAUCGAUGGAAGAAUAUAGCUGAUGAGUUAACUCAAAGGAUACGAACUGUCAUUGCAAAUAAUGAUGAACUAGAAAAGGAAAAUCAUGAAUUUUACCAAAACCGAAGCUUGUUUGAGAAGCUUGAUAAUAUGUCGGUUGAACAACUUUACUCAUUAAGGCUUCAGCAAACUGAGAAUGUUCGUGAGUUUUGGGCUACUUGUGUAAAUUGGAUAGAAGAAAAUCGGAAACGUAUUGAAAAUGUUGAUGAUAUAAUUAGCGGCCAGUCAAACAUGUAUCGAUUAAAUGGUCAUGAACCUCGUCUAGAGAUCCCAAACAUCAUGAUGAGACUGUGGGAGAAGCAAUUUCAUAAAGAAAAAAUUAAUCCAUAUCAAAAUGGAAAAUUGGAUUUAGAAUCUUUAAUUAAGCUAUGGAAACUGGCAAUACAGACCUUGAAUCUUCAUGCCUUACGAUCUCAUCGUGUCACUGCAACAUAUUCAGAAUCUAAAAAAAUAUUUCCUGAAUCUGAGCAAUUGAUCAACGUGUUCAGACAAUGUGUAUUAGAGCAGAAGACUCAAUCACAAAGUGUGUCUAUUCUUCAAGAAUCAUUGAGAACACGAUUGAAUGAAAUUAACGAGUCGAUUUGGUUGUUGAACAAAGAACAAAGUGGUAAUAGUAUACUACUGCCUGAAGGAGGCACGAAAAAUACUAUUUCUAUUAGAAAUCUAUCUAUACCAAUUACCCCUUUUCAUUUCACUAAUAAUAAUGGUGAUGAAUCUUCCUCAAUUGAUACUGAUGUGGACAUGGAAGCUAUUGAACUUGACUUAAAAAAAGCAACAACAAAAGUGACCAUUAAUAAUCACUUUUCAACAAAAGUAUACGACGAUAAUGAGAUAGAAGAUGAAAUCGUAUCUUUCACAAUCUCAAAAAAUAAUAUGAAGGCGAAUGAGAUAGAAAAUUGGAAAAGUAAUGCAAAUAUAGGUAAUUCAAGUUUAAGACCAACAACACCUAAUAAAUAUGUGCCAUCAAUUGACACUAUCGAGAAAACACCGGAUUUUGCAUCAUUCUCAACGCCAUCAUUGUUCAAUUCUCGGGAUGAAACCAAUUUCACCACGCCAACCCAAAUUAAUAAUAAAAGGGUCAAUGAUUCGGUCGUUUGUGACGCUGUUAUAGAACAAAUUUUUGAAUUCGUCACGAACUCAUCCGAUGACUUUAGUCAAUCAUCAAACAGCGAGCUGGAACUGAACCAAAAAAAUAGUAAAUCUUUAGAAACGCAUGCUAUCUAUAAUCCAAUUAGUGCACUUGAAGAAAAUGCUUUCAAACCUUCCAAAGAAAUCAAUAGAAGUCCAGUAGCUGGUGAUGAUACUCCAUCUGCACCUGUGAUAAAAACAAGGUCAGCGAUGAAAUCGGGACCAUCAAAAUCUUUACAGCAGUUUUCAGUUAAAUUUGCAGGUGUUGACGAUGAUGAGACGCCUUCAAAGAAUUAUGAUAAUAUAAACACUAGCCUCGAAGGAGAUUUUAUGGAGAUUGAUUAA